This is a messenger RNA of Eurypyga helias (sunbittern), 1852 nucleotides long. It is a transcript of the gene SNX2, whose product is annotated as sorting nexin 2. Gene Ontology annotation, molecular function: phosphatidylinositol binding. The annotation marks the transcript as partial. Gene Ontology annotation, biological process: early endosome to Golgi transport. Lineage: Eukaryota; Metazoa; Chordata; Aves; Eurypygiformes; Eurypygidae. The record is from RefSeq and is a predicted model, not a curated record. The transcript has 14 exons. Gene Ontology annotation, cellular component: endosome membrane; retromer complex; endosome.
UGUGCUUUGGUUAUUUUUGUGAUGAAUUUGCAUCUCUGUUGCACAAAAACUACUUUGCUGACUCAAAAUGUUUAUCUAGAAGCAACAGAAGAAGUGUCUUUGGACAGCCCAGAGAGGGAUCCAAUACUUUCACCAGAACCUACUCCUGCAAUCACUCCUGUAACACCUACUACAUUAGUAGCUCCCAGAGUGGAAUCAAAAAGCGUGACGGCCCCUGUGAUAUUUGAUAGAUCCAGAGAAGAGAUUGAAGAGGAAGCAAAUGGAGAUUUGUUUGAUAUAGAAAUCAACGUAUCAGAUCCAGAGAAAGUUGGAGAUGGCAUGAAUGCUUACAUGGCAUACAGAGUAACAACAAAGACAUCACUUUCCAUGUUCCACAAAAACGAAUUCUCUGUUAAAAGAAGAUUCAGUGAUUUUCUUGGCUUGCACAGCAAAUUAGCAACAAAGUACAUGCACAUUGGUUACAUUGUGCCUCCAGCUCCAGAAAAAAGUAUUGUAGGCAUGACCAAGGUUAAAGUAGGCAAGGAAGAUUCUUCAUCUACUGAAUUUGUAGAGAAAAGAAGAGCAGCUCUAGAAAGGUAUCUACAACGAACAGUAAAACAUCCAACCUUGUUACAAGAUCCAGAUUUAAGACAGUUCUUGGAAAGUUCUGAGCUGCCGAGAGCGGUUAACACCCAGGCUCUGAGUGGAGCAGGAAUAUUGAGGAUGGUGAACAAGGCUGCCGACGCUGUCAACAAAAUGACAAUCAAGAUGAAUGAAUCGGAUGCAUGGUUUGAAGAAAAACAGCAGCAAUUUGAGAAUCUGGAUCAGCAGCUUAGGAAACUUCAUGCCAGUGUCGAAGCAUUAGUCUGCCACAGAAAAGAGCUUUCAGCCAACACAGCUGCGUUUGCUAAAAGCGCUGCCAUGUUAGGUAACUCCGAGGACCACACCGCUCUCUCUAGAGCUUUGUCUCAGCUUGCAGAGGUUGAGGAGAAGAUAGAUCAAUUGCAUCAAGAACAAGCUUUUGCUGAUUUCUAUGUGUUCGCAGAACUACUUGGGGAUUACAUUCGUCUCAUUGCUGCAGUAAAAGGUGUGUUUGAUCAUCGAAUGAAAUGCUGGCAGAAGUGGCAAGAUGCUCAGGUCACUUUACAAAAAAAACGUGAAGCUGAAGCAAAGCUCCAGCUCGCCAACAAACCUGAUAAAUUGCAGCAAGCUAAAGAUGAGAUAAAAGAGGAAAUUGAAGAGUGGGAGACAAAAGUUCAGCAAGGGGAAAAAGAUUUUGAACAGAUCUCCAAAACCAUUCGCAAGGAAGUGGGAAGAUUUGAGAAGGAGCGAGUGAAAGACUUUAAAACUGUUAUUAUCAAGUACUUAGAGUCAUUAGUGCAAACACAGCAGCAGCUAAUAAAAUACUGGGAGGCAUUCCUACCUGAAGCCAAAGCCAUCGCCUAAACGAAUAUUCCAAAUGACAAGAUACUCUGGAUGUUUGUCCUGGAUAAAUCUAAAUUCCAUAGUGAAAUCACUUUAAAUCAUCCAAAUAAACCACUAUAUAUUUUACAAAUUAACAUGUGGCUUUUUUUAUAUACUACAGCAUUUUAUUAACAAGCUGCAUGUCCCGACCCUCUUUGAAGUGGACUGUGGCAUGAUGUUCUGCAAUACAUUGCUGAAUUGAACACUAUUGUGUCUUAAUACUUGCACUAAAAUGUGCACUGCAAGGCCAGAAAGCUGAUAUUUUUGUUCUUUACAAUACAGUGUUCUGUAGUACGUUUAUCUGAUCUUUAUGAAACAAAUUGAACUGCAUCGAUUAAUGUUCACUUAAACAUUCCUGUACAAAAUCAUGUUUUUGUGAUUAUAGUAAUAAAGGGAUGUACCUUGUGAA